AUGGAGGGCUGGCGAGGAGCUUGGUAUGUGCCAUGUCUAGCUUCACUUGAGACCCUCCAAGAAUUAUGUAGGAAGGAAAAUCUCAGAUGUAAAUCCAUUGGAAUCACCAACAGGAAUCUAAAGAGUUAUGAGGUGGAAUAUUUGUGUGACUACAAGGUAGAAGAGGGCACAGAAUACUAUCUUGUGAAAUGGAAAGGAUGGCCAGAAUCUUCAAAUACUUGGGAACCUCAGAAAAAUCUGAAAUGCCCAUUGCUUCUUCAAAACUUUCUUAGUGACAAGAAUGAAUACUUGUCUCGGGUGAGAGAAGGCAAAGCACUGAAAGUGAGAAACCAUGUUAAAGCUUUGAAACCUGCGGUUGCAGAUUACAUUGUAAAGAAGGCUAAGCAAAGAAUAGCUCUGCAGAGAUGGAAAGAAGAACUCAACAGGAAAAAGAAUCAUAAGGCAAUGAUUCUGGUAGAAAACACUGUGGAUCUUGAAGGCCCUCCUUUAGACUUCUACUACAUUAAUGAGUAUAAACCUGCUCCGGGAAUAAAUGUAAUAAAUGGAAUAACGACUGGCUGUGAAUGCGCUGACUGCCCCGCUGAGAAGUGCUGUCCAAAGGAGGCUGGAUUUAUUUUGGCUUACAAUAAACGAAAGAAGUUGAAAAUCCAGCCCGGCUUGCCCAUCUAUGAAUGCAAUUCGUUUUGUAGGUGUGGGCCUGACUGCCCUAAUAGGAUAGUACAGAAAGGUACACCGUAUUCUCUUUGCAUCUUCAGAACUAACAAUGGCCGUGGUUGGGGAGUAAAAACCCUCCAGAAAAUUAAAACCAACAGUUUUGUGAUGGAGUAUGUUGGAGAGGUGAUUACAAGUGAGGAAGCAGAGAGACGAGGCCAGCUCUAUGACAACCAGGGAAAUACAUACUUGUUUGAUUUGGACUAUGACUCAGAUGAAUUUACAGUAGAUGCAGCUCGAUAUGGAAAUGUGUCCCACUUUGUGAAUCACAGCUGUGAUCCAAAUCUUCAAGUCUUCAAUGUGUUUAUUGAUAACCUCGACUUGCGUCUUCCUCGAAUAGCGCUGUUUUCUACACGAACCAUUAAGGCUGGAGAAGAGCUAACCUUUGACUAUCAGAUGAAAGGUUCAAUAGAUCUGACUUCAGACUCUGCUGAUGGCCUUAGCCCAUCCAGAAAGAGGAUCAGAACUGUCUGUAAAUGUGGAGCUGUGUGUUGCAGAGGUUAUCUCAACUGAGUUCGGCCCGAUUCAGCGAUGCAUUCCACGUGGAUGGAAUCUGCAAUCUCCAGCUCCUUAAUCCGCUGCAGUCUGCAGCCUUCCCUGUCGGUACAGGAUGGCGAGAGUGGCUGCGGCAAGAAAUGGAUUCCUUACCAAAUCGGUUUCUCUGCCCUCUCCUGUGCGAGACAACACAGGGCUGGUUCGACACUCUUUUUGUCUGUCUACGUCCAUGCCCAGUUUGAUUUAAAUAUUGCAAGUAAAUUCAUUUUAAAAGAUAAAAGUCUUAGUAGUUGUACUUGAGUUCAGUGUCUGCCUUUUUCCCAAGGCAGUAUAUGUUACCACCAGCAUUGGAAUAACACUGCUGUUCUUUAAGGGUAUGUGUGUUACCUCUUGUGCGAUAAAUAAAGGACUGUUAAUUUA
Molecule: messenger RNA, 1626 nt
Organism: Gymnogyps californianus (California condor)
Lineage: Eukaryota; Metazoa; Chordata; Aves; Accipitriformes; Cathartidae
Gene: SUV39H2
Product: SUV39H2 histone lysine methyltransferase
Exons: 7
Coding region: 1-1224 (407 amino acids)
Cellular component (GO): nucleus
Molecular function (GO): protein binding; zinc ion binding; histone H3K9 methyltransferase activity
Source: RefSeq, a predicted model, not a curated record